This is a messenger RNA of Neopelma chrysocephalum (saffron-crested tyrant-manakin), 2013 nucleotides long. It is a transcript of the gene BAIAP2L1, whose product is annotated as BAI1 associated protein 2 like 1. Gene Ontology annotation, cellular component: nucleoplasm; cytosol. The transcript is spliced from 14 exons. The record is from RefSeq and is a predicted model, not a curated record. NCBI's taxonomy places the organism in Eukaryota, Metazoa, Chordata, Aves, Passeriformes, Pipridae. Gene Ontology annotation, biological process: actin crosslink formation; plasma membrane organization; actin filament bundle assembly. Gene Ontology annotation, molecular function: protein binding. The coding region runs from base 97 to 1608 and encodes 503 amino acids.
UGACAGUUUGUUCGCGGCCGAGGGGGAGCCGAGGCUGCCGCGGCGCUGCGCUGGGGCCGGGGCGCUCCGCAGGACCGAGCUCUGCCCGCCGGCACCAUGUCCCGGGACCCCGAGGAGGUGAACAAGCUGACGGAGAACACGUACAAAAAUGUUAUGGAACAGUUCAAUCCAGGACUGAGGAAUUUAAUAAAUCUGGGGAAGAAUUAUGAAAAAGCUGUUAAUGUUAUGAUAGUGGCUGGAAGAGCAUAUUAUGACAGCCUUGCAAAGAUUGGGGAUAUAUCAGCUGGUUCUCCAGUUUCUAAAGAAUUGGGCCAAGUUCUGGUAGAAAUCUCAAGAACACACAAGAAACUUAAUGACAGUCUAGAGGAGAGUUUCAAAAAAUUUCAUAAAGAAAUUAUAUCUGAACUGGAGAAGAAAACAGACCUGGAUGUGAAAUAUAUGACUGCAACUUUAAAGAGGUACCAAACCGAACACAGGAGCAAACUGGAUUCAUUAGAGAAGUCUCAGGCUGAGCUGAAAAAAAUCAGAAGGAAAAGCCAAGGAGCACGAAACGUAACAAAAUAUGAGCAUAAAGAAAUGGAGUAUUUGGAAACGGUGAGCUCUCGCCAGAGCGAUAUCCAGCGGUUCAUUGCAGAAGGCUGCAGAGAAGCUCUCCUUGAAGAGAAAAGAAGGUUCUGCUUCCUGGUUGACAAGCACUGCAGCUUUACCCAGCACAUGCACUUCUACCACGUCCAGUGUGCAGACUUCCUAAAAUCCAAGCUGCCUGGGUGGCAGGAAACCUGCAGUGAUGCCACCAAAGUGCCUGAAAAAGUCAGAAUGAUGAUAGAUGAAAUAAGGACACCUGGAUCCACUCCAGUCUCGGGAACGCCGCAGCCUUCACCAAUGGUAGAGAGAAAUACCAUGAUUGGAAAUGAUUUUUAUCCUCACCACGAAAAUGCAUCCAACGUGCCCCCAGCUCCCACAUGCAGAGCCUACACGAGCCCACUCGUUGAUAUGUUCAACAAUCCUGCCACAGCUCCCAAAGCACCUUCUGAGAAACUAAAUCAUUCAGCAGAGAAUUCAGAUGAUGCCAGUUUAUCACGUUCAACUUCUGUUGCCACGGGACUAAAUAUAAUGAAAAGGCAAAAAGUGAAGACAAUCUUCCCACAUACUGCUGGAAGCAACAAGACAUUGCUCAGCUUUGCCCAGGGGGAUAUCAUCACACUGCUGGUAGCUGAGGAAAAGGAUGGCUGGCUCUAUGGGGAGCAUGACACAACCAGAGCAAAAGGAUGGUUUCCAUCGUCGUACACAAGACCACUAGAAGAAUUAGAAGACAAAGCCUUUGCCCCUGUGCCAAGCCCUGCACCAAUCCGAAGUGUUAGUUCUGUAAAUCUCGUGGAGAAAGGUGAAGUUGUCCUCCCACCACCAGAUUACCUGGGGGCUUCACAGACGGAGUCUGCCAAAGGUCCUGCUCCUAAAACACCGACGGACAGAGCGGAGCAGGCAGGGCCGAAACCCAACAUGAAUGGCAUUACAAAACCACCUUUUCUAAGUGGAGAAAAUCCCUUUGCAACAGUGAAGCUCAGACCAACAGUAACAAAUGACAGAUCAGCACCGAUUAUCCGAUGAAUACACGGUCCAGACACAUGACCUUCUUCCUUACCAACACCAGUAAUGACAAUUACUAUCUCAACUUCUUCUAAAAAUUUAUUUAAAUGUAAUUACUGUACAAUAUUGGCAUACUGGAAUGGAGCUCUGAUGUUUUGUUAAAACCUUUGCUUUCUAAUGAGGUAAUUGCUUUGGGCUAGUGUUUGAGCACCUGGGCUUGAUUUUACAGUAUGCCUUUUUUGUAGUAGGAUUUGUGAAAAUGCUGGAGAUAGUUUGGAUGCUCUAGUGAAUCAGUGUAAGUAAUAGCUCACAGAUCUGAAUCUUUGGCAUUCGUUAUCUGGAAGCUGCAAUGGUAAGUUCUAGAAUAUAAGCCUGCAUAUGCCACCUACUAAAGAAGAUAACAGUGAUUUUAUUUUUUUUUUCAAA